Molecule: messenger RNA, 3813 nt
Organism: Prorocentrum cordatum
Lineage: Eukaryota; Dinophyceae; Prorocentrales; Prorocentraceae
Source: the annotation of a GenBank genome assembly
AUGGCAGAGGCCGCGCGCGCCGAACCCGAGACGAAGCCCGAGCGCGGCGGCGACUACCUGAUCGAGAUCUUCCAGCGGGUCAAGAAGGCCGAGCAGGCGUGGAAGUGCAUCGAGGGCGCGAGCGGCAUCCUGCGACGCGAAAUCCGCGCGAUGAUGGACGCCACGUACGCUGCCGACAUAUACAACUACAACGGCACGUGGGCCGAUGCAACGUUGGCGACCUUCCUGUUCGAAGCUGAGUGCUACCCAGCCGCCCUCGAUGCAUGCAUGAGGCUGCGUCUCGACCCGCGCACCGUCUGGGGCGACUUCGGCCACUUCGCUUUCAUGGCGUCAGAGUGCGGGUUCGAGCCGCCCGAGCAGGCCCGCGCCCACUACUGCUGGAUCUUCGCCGACAUCGAUGCGAGCAUGAAGCAGCUGCCAGCGGCCGCCAACAAGCCCGACGGCGUCUCCGACGACAAGCCCGACUACAUCCUCGACGGCAACUCCGACAGCAAGCCCGACGGCAUCUACGACGGCCAGCCCCGCGCACCAGCAGGCGGCCGCGGCAGGUCGCGGCAGGGCCGCGGGAGGGGCAGCGGCGCGGUCAGCACUUGCGAUCUGUGCCAGCGCACCGACAGGGACACAGGGAUUGUCCAGAACGGCUGUGAGCUGGCCGCGCACCUGGAGGAGGGGGAGGUGGCUUGCGUCGACUGCCUGACGUGGCUCCUGGAGAACGCACCUGUGCUGUCCUGGUCAGGGUUGGUCGCAGCUCAAGAGGCAGGGCAGUUGCGGGAUUUAUGUCAGCAGGGUGAGACGCCAGCUCAGAAGCAACCAACGAGGACGCCUCCCAGGACGCUCAACCUAGGCGACUCCGUCGACUGCGGCUUCGAGCUCUACGUGAAGUGCGCUGCGCUGACGGCCAAAGACGUGGAGCGGGAGUUCGGGAGAACGGCAAAAACACUACACAUCAAACCAGUUGAGAUUCCAUCUCGGCCGACCUCGUUUACUGUCUACUUGGUGAAGGCCUGCCCCGAGUCGAGAGGCAAGUAUCCAACAUUCAAGCUGUACCACCGCAGUAGCACCGUGGCCAGCGUCGGCUUCCUCAAGCGAGAUGCCCAAGAGCUGUUCGAGAACCAGUCUACCGUGUUGUUUGGUGCUACUACUGCGGGCCAGGGUGGCGAGAUCAACCUCGACCUCACGCCUGGCGCGCGCUCGUCCAUCGCGACGUGGGCCGAGGUGCGGGACCGCGCUGACAAGAUAGCGGAGAAGAACGCCAAGAGGACCCGCGCUGGAUCGAAGAUCGGCGAGCAGGACGACGACGACGGAGGGGGCGAUGACAUCGAGGUGCUUGACUUUGAGGAUGCGGCCUCGAGCAGCGUGCAUCCCUUCGACCCAGAUGCCGCGGCUGAGUGCACUGGGGCCGCUUCCUCCAGAGCCGACUCCAUCGAUCAUCAGCCUGGCAGCGCAGUGAAGAGGCAGCCGUCAAUGUCGCCACGUGACAUGGGUGGUAAGCCUUUGAAAUCUUCAAGGACGGCCGCGGCGCCCACCGACAGUUACGAGCCCGAGAGGCAGAACCCGCACACGCUCGGCACAGUGGACUACUGGGUCUGGGAGCUGGCGUUCGAGAGGGCCUUCAACGGCCAUAAGAAUGUGAGAGCCGAGAACCAAGCUAGACAACUCGUCCAGAAGCUCACGGGCACGGAGCGCCGCACGCUGCAGACCCACCUGGAGCUCUACAACAAGGCGAAGCUGUUCGACGAGAAGGCUGUGGCGAAGGUGCCAGACGGGGAGCUGAUGGCCUCAUGGGAAGUCCUACGAAAAGCAGGCGCCACGCUCACGCAACGGGCUGUGAAGGCAUUGGCCAGGAGGACUGCCAUGAACGCUUGGCAGGACAUCAACAAGGCCGACCUGGACACGGACAAGAUGAAGCAGUUGCUGGUCGGUUUCAUGGAGCGGUGUCGGCCGUGGGGCUUCACCGCCAAACCUCGGGAUGCGGCGAACCCGUGUGCAGUGUGCUUGGUCGAUGGGUGCACGUCCGACGCCGACGUCGCGAACACCUUCCUGGAGAUCGCCGUCGCAGACACCCUCGCAGAGUGGCUCACGGCAGGCCCCAGCGCGGCUGACAACGUCAAGCUCUACUGCGAGGCAGCGGACCUCGUCCUCGCAUCAUUGCCCGAAGACGCGGAGCUCGGCGACCACUCAGCUUCAGUUUACCUCGAGAUGACUUCGGCGAUCCGAGUGCUGACAGCGAUGCAGGCGACGUCCUUGACAGCGGGCACUGACAUGCAGGUGUACGUGGACGCAGGGCGCUUGGAAGCUGAGGGCCGACGCACCACUGGACAGCAGAGCGUGCAUCAGCUCGUGGGCCAGGCGCUCCUGACGAGCGCCAACGACUUCUGGGCUAAGAAGUUGAAGUGGAUGACGGAGCACGCAGAUGCAGUCACGAAGAACGGCGGCCAUGUGAAGUCGGCCAUCGCCGAGCUGGAGCGGAUGGACGCUAACCCGUCGGAGCAGCGUGCCAAGCUGCUCAAGCGCAUCGUGGACGACGUACCGUACUGGGAGGCCGCCAUGUACACGGGCUGCGCUGACGAGUGCAAGGCCAUGGUCCUCAACAGGUCCAUUUUGCAGUGCAAGGCGCUCACUUCUGAUGGCGAGGGCAACGGCGACAUCGGCACGGAGGGCGGCGCCCAGACGACGGCGGUGACGAUCGCUUACAAGGAGUUGUUCAAGGACUUGUCCAACGUGUUCGCGGCGGACGAGCAAGUGGAGCGCUGCUCCCGUGCGCUCCAGUCCAAGAUAGCGGCCAUGGACCUCGGCGUGAAGCACGAGAUGUUAGCAGAUGCGUUGGCCACGUGGAAUGAUGGUGAUAAGGAGUUGACUCACCGUCUGAAGGAUGCGUUACACAGCUGUCGCAUGAAGGCCCUGCCCGAGAAGCUGCAGGAGUCGUGCAACUCGUUGUUCACCUCCAUCAUUGUCGACCUCUUCAAGGGCGGGGCCGACUGGACUACGAAAGAAGGCUUCCUGUUUGAAGUCUUGGAGCUCUUAGCGCCGAACGUGCCGCGUUCAUCGGUGGAUGCUUCAACGGGUGUGGCAGCGUGGCUGGGCGCUGCUUGGCGCGUGGCGCGCGUCCAGACAACGCUCGCGCAGGCGGAGCACCACGUGGAGGAGGGUUUGCAGGAUGCUACGCCUGCCGACGUCGAGCGCCACGCCAGGGAGUUGACUCGGGCCGUCCAGAAAGCGAACCACAACGCCCGCAGCACUGCCCUUGAGAAAUUUCACGUUGGCGCUUCGCUGCAGGUGGCUGACGCCGUGAACUCUGCGAGCGACCUUGUCCAGAGGGUCGGGGCGAAGAUCGUCGGCGCCCUGUGCGAGAAGACAAGGCUGGACUUCACGAACCUGAAGAAGAGCGCUGAGGAGGCGGCUGGCGUCGCUGAGUUCAAGAAGGAGUGCGACAACUGUACGACUCUCAAUGCCGCGCUCGACCUCUACCGCCUCGGUCUGCACGAGGCGCCCGUCAACGAGUGGCUCGGCCAGACGUGCACCAUCGAGGGGGCCUUGACGACAGUGGCGGGCAAGGCGACAGAGUACUCGCUGCCAAGCUACUCCACCGAGGCGACCGCAGGCAUCACCGAGGAGAUCGUGGUCAUCCGCGCGCUCUGCAUGAGCGCAGAGCUCCUGAAGGCGUUCGGCACGGAGUCGCUCCAAGGUAACAAGAUAGCCAUGCGCAACAGCUGCAUGAAUACCCAGUCCAAGCUCAGGAAGUUCGGCAUCCAGCCUGAGUCACUGCCGCGCGUCGUGGUGUCGCGGUACAGGGAUGCGCUCAAGAUGCGGUGA